UUAGGCUACCUUACCUCGUAUAAAUAGUUAAUUCUUCUUCUUCUAAUAAGCGAUCCCACCCACUAUAGGGAAUUUAAGAACACGUACAGAGUUUGAAGACGAAGUCAUAUCUUCCCAGCAAAAUGGAACGGCAGCUGUCUGAAGAUGAUGAUGAUGAUGAUAAUUCAUAUGUCAUAGUUGAUUUCGAGAAUUUCCCUAAAAUCUUUAGUGAUUCCGACAAGAUAUCAUAUGCAUCCGACAACUCCUCCGGCGAGGUACAAGUAACAGAGCCGUCAUCGGACACAGACACAGACACGAGCAAUGGUUGUUGGGAAUUCAACAACGAUGUGGAAGAAGAGCAAUUAUGUCCAUUUGAAACCAAUAUCUGUCUGCAAGAACCUGAUAAUCUUAGCUGUCCUUAUGAAGUUGAUGAGAAAAACAGAGAACUGAAAGACAUUGUCAAAUUUGAAGUUCUUCCAUUACUUCCUGCAAAACUGCUUCUCAAAUUCCGGUCUGUUUCUAAAGAUUGGGAUAGAUGGAUCUCCUCACCCUUCCUGGCUCAUCAGCAAAGCUAUCUUCACAGAGAUUUAUCGGGAUUCUUUCGUCAAUCAGGCCAAGAUGAAGAUGAUAAUCCUACUUCUAUAACUUUCAUUGCGUUUGACGACAAAUCUUCAUGUUCUGGCAUUCCCAAACCACUUGAAUUCCUGCCUGAAUCUAUCUCGUUGAUAACAUCCAACCAUGGCCUGCUUUUAUGCAGAGGCAAUGGUUGGGAAAAUGAAGGGGCUUACUAUGUCUGCAAUCCUUUGACCAAACAAUAUCGUGAGCUUCCUAAAAGCAAUUAUCUUCACUGUCAGGAAUCUGCAAUUCUGGUUUUCGAGCCAUCAGUGCUCAAUUUCGCAGCUGAAUAUCAAGUGGUCGCUGCCCAUUCCAUGAUGGACCAACCCUUUGUCCUUUUCGAAAUCUAUUCAUCUAAAGACAAUACAUGGAGAUGCUCAGAGACUAUUUGUUUGGAACUUGAAGAGAAUGUUGAAUUCGUUGAAUGUUUUUACAUGAAGGGACAUGUAUAUUGGCAAACAACCUCUCGUUCAAUUCUGGCUUUCGAUUUGAAAACAGAACAUUGUGGUGUUAUGUCACUUCCUAUGGCUGUUGGGUUAAAGAAAGGGGUGUUAACUGAAUUGCAGGGCGAGUUUAGCUAUGUUCAGAUAGAGUCACGUCGAUCAUCCGAUGCAAUCGUGAUUAAUAUCUACCAAGGAUGGGAUUUUGGGGUGAUGAAAACAUUGAAGUUGCCGAUUGCUCGUAAUGCGAUGACUGCGGGGAUUAUUGAUAGGGAUGAUUGUUGCCGUCUUCUACAAUCUGUUGAAGGUGAAAUAUUGAUUCUAUUAUGUGAAGACAGGGUUUAUGGUUACCAUUUGAAGGAAAAAGAAAUCGUUUUGAUGAAUAAAAACGUGGGUAACAAAUGGGAAGCUAAGUACCUUACUUAUGUCAACAGUCUUGUUACUGUUGAUCCUUAAAUCUAAUCAC
Impatiens glandulifera is the source of this 1500-nucleotide messenger RNA. RefSeq names its product F-box protein At5g49610-like. The transcript is spliced from 3 exons. The record is from RefSeq and is a predicted model, not a curated record. NCBI's taxonomy places the organism in Eukaryota, Viridiplantae, Streptophyta, Magnoliopsida, Ericales, Balsaminaceae. Bases 123 to 1490 code for a protein of 455 amino acids.